AUGGCAAGCGCACUAGCAGCGAAGAUGGGUUUUAACUCAUUGAUGAGGAAACAAGCAAAAAACUUCAACGUCAGGAUCUGCACAAUGGAGUCAGAUAUGGAGUUCAGCUGCGAGAAUAAGUGGAAGGGAAAAGACCUUUUUGAUUUGGUGUGCCGGACUCUGGGACUGAGGGAGACGUGGUUCUUUGGGCUUCAGUACAAUAUCAAGGACACAGUUGCCUGGCUGAAGAUGGAAAAGAAGGUUCUGGAUCAGGAAGUACCGAAAGAGGAGCCAAUUACUCUUCACUUCCUGGCCAAGUUCUACCCAGAAAAUGCUGAAGAGGAGCUUGUGCAAGAUAUCACACAGCAUCUCUUCUUCCUUCAGGUGAAGAAUAAGAUCCUUGAGGAGGAGAUUCACUGUCCACCUGAAGCCUCUGUGCUGCUGGCCUCCUAUGCCGUCCACGCCAAGUAUGGAGACUACGAUCCCAAUGUCCACAAACCUGGCUUCUUGGCUGAGGAGGAACUGUUACCAAAGAGAGUGAUUAACUUGUACCAGAUGACUGCAGAGAUGUGGGAGGAGAGGAUCACAGCAUGUUACGCAGAGCACAGGGGCAGAACGAGGGAUGAAGCUGAGAUGGAGUAUUUAAAAAUAGCUCAGGACCUGGACAUGUAUGGCGUCAAUUACUUUUUAAUCAGGAAUAAAAAGGGAACAGAUCUUCUUUUGGGAGUGGACGCCCUGGGCCUGCACAUCUACGAGCCGGACAACCGGCUGACACCUAAAUGCUCCUUCCCUUGGAAUGAGAUCCGCAACAUCUCGUACAGCGACAAAGAGUUUACCAUCAAACCUCUGGACAAGAAAACCAAUGUUUUCAAGUUCAACUCUUCACGGCUGAGAGUCAACAAGCUGAUCCUCCAGCUGUGCAUAGGGAACCAUGACUUGUUUAUGCGACGGCGGCGGGUGGACUCCCUUGAAGUGCAGCAGAUGAAAGCCCAGGCCAGGGAGGAGAGGGCCAGGAAACAGGUGGAGAGGCAGCGCCUGCAGCAGGAGAAGCAGCUCAGGGAGGAGGCAGAAAGGGCGAGAGAUGAGCUGGAGAGGAGACUGAUGCAGCUGCAGGAUGAAGCUCACAUGGCCAAUGAGGCUUUGCUGCGCUCGGAGCAGACGGCAGACCUGCUGGCUGAAAAGGCCCAGAUCGCAGAGGAGGAAGCCAAGCUGCUGGCCCAGAAAGCUGCCGAGGCUGAGACAGAGAUGCAGCGUAUCAAAGUGACUGCCAUCCGUGGCCAGGAGGAGCGGCGGCUCAUGGAGCAGAAGAUGCUUGAGGCAGAGAUGCUGGCCCUCAAGAUGGCUGAGGAGUCGGAGAGGAGGGCCAAAGAAGCUGAGCAGCUGAAACAGGACCUGCAGGAAGCCAGAGAGUCGGAGCGCAGGGCAAAGCACAAGCUGCUAGAGAUUACCAGCAGGGCUGUUUAUACGGCCCCAGGACUGCCAGCUGACAGCAUGCCUCCUGAUUUGAGCUUCAGCAGGGAGAACCUCAGCUUUGACUUUAAAGAUACUGACAUGAAACGCCUCUCCAUGGAGAUUGAAAAGGAGAAGGUCGAGUACAUGGAAAAAAGCAAGCACCUGCAGGAGCAACUGAAUGAGCUGAAGACGGAAAUCGAAAGCCUAAAGCUGAAAGAGAGGGAGACUCCUCUGGACGUCAUUCACAACCAGAACACCGAGCAGGGGACCAGCAAGCACAGCAACUUUAAAAAGCUAACACUACAAAGCACCAAGUCCAGAGUGGCCUUCUUUGAAGAACUCUAAACUACAUACCUGCAUAGGUCGGGAUGCACAACUGCCAAGAACCUGUCAUUUCUACAUUCCUGGUCAGUAAAUAUAAUUGACCAC
Molecule: messenger RNA, 1860 nt
Organism: Scomber japonicus (chub mackerel)
Lineage: Eukaryota; Metazoa; Chordata; Actinopteri; Scombriformes; Scombridae
Gene: nf2a
Product: NF2, moesin-ezrin-radixin like (MERLIN) tumor suppressor a
Exons: 16
Coding region: 1-1776 (591 amino acids)
Biological process (GO): regulation of cell shape; regulation of organelle assembly; positive regulation of early endosome to late endosome transport
Cellular component (GO): cytoskeleton; adherens junction; apical part of cell
Molecular function (GO): cell adhesion molecule binding; actin binding
Source: RefSeq, a predicted model, not a curated record